UCAAUCUUUUUCUACAAAAUCGUUCUGUGGCCUGUUCUUAAGGGACUUUUAAGCAACAUGUCUGAACAAAUCGAAAGGGCUUUUCAAAAACAACCCAAUAUUUUCACAAGUGCCAAAUUAAUUACGAAGGGUAAAAGUAAGAAAAAGAAUACUCGCUGGUAUAAGGAUGUAGGUCUCGGUUUUAAGACACCAAAAGAGGCCAUUGAGGGACAUUAUAUAGACAAAAAAUGUCCCUGGGCUGGCAUGGUAUCCAUACGUGGUCGUAUUUUGAACGGAGUUGUGGUUUCUACAAAAAUGAAAAGGACUAUCAUUGUCCGUCGGGAAUAUUUGCAUUAUAUUAAAAAGUACAACCGUUAUGAAAAACGUCAUAGGAAUGUGGCUGCUCAUUUAUCGCCAGCAUUUAUUGGUGUUCAGCCCGGCGAUACGGUGACUAUGGGACAGUGCCGACCUCUUUCCAAGACCGUACGCUUUAAUGUCCUUAAAGUUCAGAAAAAAAUACAAAAGGGAUCAAAAAAAUUUGCCAAGUUUUAAUCAUGAAAUAAGAAGAUAAUCGAUUUGAUCAUUGAGUAACUCUUCAUAAUUUUUUUUUAUUAUGAUUAACACAAUCUUUUAAGUGGCUUAUGUUAAAUCCUACAAUAAAAAAAUGAAGUUUUCUUUCUUAUCACUGAUAAUAAACUCAAUUUUAU
Rhizophagus irregularis DAOM 181602=DAOM 197198 is the source of this 686-nucleotide messenger RNA. Its product is annotated as 40S ribosomal protein uS17. Lineage: Eukaryota; Fungi; Glomeromycota; Glomeromycetes; Glomerales; Glomeraceae. The record is from RefSeq and is a predicted model, not a curated record. Gene Ontology annotation, biological process: translation. Gene Ontology annotation, molecular function: structural constituent of ribosome. Gene Ontology annotation, cellular component: cytosolic small ribosomal subunit; ribosome.